AUGUCGUUUCUUCAUGCACAAUCUUGCGAAUGUUUGAAAUCCGAACUCUUACUAUUCGAUAUACCGCCGACACAAACAACUAUCGAGGGAUCGCAUUGGAUUCAUUAUAAGCCUAUAUCAUCUUUAACUGAUGAUUCACCGAUAGAAUUUGUUGUACCUGGCAAUGGAGAAGAAUAUAUAGAUCUGGCUCAUACUAUGCUUAGUGUACGUGUCAGCUUAAUUUAUACAGGUGAACAAAAAGAACCAUUACCCGAAGUCGGUGUUGUCAACAACUUUAUGCAUUCAAUCAUAUCUCAAGCUGAUAUCUAUUUUAACCAAAAACCGAUAGUACCGCCAAAUAAUACUUACGCUUAUGGAGCCUACAUCGAAACUUUACUCAAUUACGGACCAGCUGCCAAAAAUUCACACUUGAGCACCGUUCUUUGGUCAUGCGAUACAGCAAAUAAAAUGGAUGAUUGUAAAAAUGGCAAUAACGGUCUGGCUACUCGGCGUCUCUUUAUGACAAAUAACAGUGUCGAUAUGAUCGGUCAUCUUCAUUGCGACGUGUUUAAUCAGGAAAAACUUUUACUAAACGGUGUAGAAGUACGCGUCCGUUUAAUACGAUCUCGCGACAGUUUCGCAUUAAUGGAUCCUACAGAUAGUUAUCGUAUCCGUAUCGACGAGGCUAAUUUAAUUGUACGUAAGGUUAAAAUUAGUCCUAGUGUUCAACUGACACACUCAAAAGCUUUGAUGAAAACGACAGCCAAAUAUCCAAUCACUCGAGUAGAAGUCAAGGCUGUAACGUUGCAAAGCGGUAUUCACUCUCAGAGUAUAGAUAAUAUUUUAUUGGGAACUAUACCGAAGCGUAUCAUCAUUGGCUUUGUGGAAAAUAAGGCAUACAACGGCGAUAAAUCAUUGAAUCCGUUCAAUUUCAAAAAUUUCGGUAUACACUUCCUGGAUAAUGGAAACAAUCUUUCACGGUUAAAAUAUCCCAACGGUUAUUGUCUAUUUGCAUUCGAUUUGACACCCGAUUUAUCGGCUAAUGAUCUAUCUCAUUGGAAUCUCAUAAAACACGGAUCUAUUUUUGGCUUCGAUACCGAACCUGGAAAAAAAUAUUUAACUCUAGGAUUCGAUAGCUCCGUGACUGGCAGCAGACCUUCGGAUCUUUCUGCAGCCCUACCAAAGAUGCUGUUGAUUUACACGGAUAUAAUAGAGCCGAUAUUUACGGGCGAUAUACAGGCUAAACUAUUGCGCUGCGUUUCCAUCGGUGGCGAAAAAUAUCGAUACGGUUUUACCGAAAUUAGCCGUUUUUCGCCAUCCAUGUAUAUUCCGCUUCUCUACAACUCUUUUCAAACGAUCGAAAUAGAUAUAAGAGAUCAACAUGGACAACCAAUACCAUUUGAUUGUGGAACGUUGACAGCGAUACUACAUUUCAAACGCAUGGACCAAUGA
Trichogramma pretiosum is the source of this 1431-nucleotide messenger RNA. RefSeq lists its product as uncharacterized. Lineage: Eukaryota; Metazoa; Arthropoda; Insecta; Hymenoptera; Trichogrammatidae. Bases 1 to 1431 code for a protein of 476 amino acids. Gene Ontology annotation, biological process: deoxyribonucleotide biosynthetic process. The transcript is spliced from 3 exons. Gene Ontology annotation, cellular component: cytosol. The record is from RefSeq and is a predicted model, not a curated record. Gene Ontology annotation, molecular function: ribonucleoside-diphosphate reductase activity, thioredoxin disulfide as acceptor.